Messenger RNA from Cyphellophora attinorum, 1062 nucleotides. RefSeq names its product 2-alkenal (NADP(+)-dependent). The record is from RefSeq and is a predicted model, not a curated record. Lineage: Eukaryota; Fungi; Ascomycota; Eurotiomycetes; Chaetothyriales; Cyphellophoraceae. Bases 1 to 1062 code for a protein of 353 amino acids. The transcript has 3 exons. Gene Ontology annotation, molecular function: oxidoreductase activity, acting on the CH-CH group of donors, NAD or NADP as acceptor.
AUGGCUCCUACCACAACAAAGCAAUGGAAACUACGACAGAAGCCGCACGGCAUGCCUGUGCUCGAGGGCUCAGAACAGACAUUUGAACUCACGACGACAACAUUGAACGAACCGCAGGACGGUGAAGUUCUAGUGCAGACAGUGUACUUGAGCAACGAUCCUGCACAACGCUCGUGGAUCUCACCCUCAGUCGACCCAGACAGAGCCUAUCUGCCGCCGCUCCAACCCGGAGACACUAUGCGCGCGCUCGGAAUCGGCAGCGUAAUUGAGUCCCGCGACGACAAGCUAGAAGUCGGAAGCCUUGUUGUGGGACGUAUGGGGUGGUCAGAAUAUUCCGUUCAUCCCGCUCAGAAUCUUGUCAUGCUCGACCCCCCAGAAGGCCUCAGGGAGACACACUUUCUCGGUGGCCUUGGUCUGCCUGGGUUGACGGCAUACUAUGCUCUCAAGGAGAUUGUGGAGCUCAAGAAGACUGAUACCAUAGUCGUAAGCGCGGCGGCUGGGGCUGUUGGCAGUAUGGUGGUUCAGAUUGCGAAGAAGGUGCUUGGUUGUGGAAGGGUGAGUUCCAUCUCAUAUUCUCAUGCUCCAGACGCACACGACUCUGACGCCGACUUUCUACAGCUUAUCGGCAUAGCAGGCACAGAAGAGAAAUGUCGCUGGGUUGAGUCUCUGGGAGCGGACAAGUGUUUGAACUACAAGGACUCGCAUUUUGCUGAGAAUCUGGCGGCGGAGACAGAAGACUUUGCUGAUGUAUACUUCGCCUGUGGAAUGACAUCAACCUACAAUGACGUUGUGAAUCAGACUGGCAUCAAGAAUCUGUUUGAAGUCGUGACAAUGCGUCUCAAAAUGUUAGGUUUUAUCAACAUCGACUACCUUGACCAUCAAAAGGAAGUCACAGAUUUGCUGGUGAGAGAAUGGAGUGCAGGAAAUCUUGUCCUUCGAGAUGACAAUGAGACGAUCGUAGAUACUGUAUUCGAGGACAUUCCAAAGACGUGGGCGCUGUUGUUUACAGGUGGAAAUACCGGCAAACUGCUCACACGGCUUGUUGAAGCGAACAACACUUGA